UGCUUUUGUGAUUGCCCUUUAUAAUGUUACAAUUUACAUAAGCUCGAAAUAUCUAAACAAUAUAGGUUUUUCAUCUUGAAGCACAAAAAAAAAAAAAGAUUAUAAGUAAUAAUCAACAAAUCCAUGAAAGCUCUUACUUUAAUCCUUGCAUUCUCCAUUAUCAUUGCUUACUCAUCUGCAACACCAACAUUGGUCACUCUCCUUCAAUCUCAAAUGAAUCAAUAUUCCACACUUAACCUUACCCAACAUCGAAUUAAUGAGACUAAACUGAUGGGAAUGUGCUCUUAUAGAAUCACCAUAAAGACAAACUGCAAUUCUCCAAAAUAUUCAAAAAAUACAAUUGGUAUUUUAUUUGGAGAUGCUGAUGGCAAAGAGAUUACAGUUUUAAAAGUAGAUUCUGAGCCUGAGUUGUUUGAGCGAUGCAAGACACUCAUAUACGACGUAUUGGAACAUUGUAUUGGAAAAAUAUGCAAAUUGUAUGUAGCUAGGAUUGGAUCAGAUGGUUGGAUGCCUGAGACAAUCGUUGUCUACGACCAUAAUGAUCCACCUAUCAGUUUCAACUACAAUUAUUUCAUUCCUGAGGGUAUACGUCGGGGCUCCAAUUAUUGCGGACAUCAAAUUUAGUGUUAUAUACCUUAAACGCAUUUCUUUUCUUCAAACAAAAAAAAAAUGUGUAUUGCAUCAUGUCUAAGAUCAAAUUUCCAAUAGUAUAUAAAAGUAGUGAGUUGGUCCCUGUAAGUUAGCGUGUUUUUUUAUUUUCGUCUUGAAGGAUAGAAAAACACUUAGAAAGGGGGGGUUUGAAUAAGUGUAGUCUAAAAACUUGAACGAUAAAAACAAUUUGCACAGUUAUUUUUAUCCUGGUUCGUUGUUAACUAAACUA
Vicia villosa (hairy vetch) is the source of this 880-nucleotide messenger RNA. RefSeq names its product embryo-specific protein ATS3B-like. The transcript is spliced from 3 exons. Gene Ontology annotation, molecular function: protein binding. Bases 124 to 624 code for a protein of 166 amino acids. The record is from RefSeq and is a predicted model, not a curated record. NCBI's taxonomy places the organism in Eukaryota, Viridiplantae, Streptophyta, Magnoliopsida, Fabales, Fabaceae.